Messenger RNA from Arthroderma uncinatum, 732 nucleotides. RefSeq lists its product as uncharacterized. The record is from RefSeq and is a predicted model, not a curated record. Bases 1 to 732 code for a protein of 243 amino acids. NCBI's taxonomy places the organism in Eukaryota, Fungi, Ascomycota, Eurotiomycetes, Onygenales, Arthrodermataceae. The transcript is spliced from 8 exons.
AUGGCUAUGUCAUCUACGAUGUUUUUAGAGGAUGACUAUCAGCUAUUCAUCCGCCAGCAGCCAGAGCGUGCUCGAGUCGCUGGGGUGAAGGAUAAAGAACGCAAGCCAAUUGAUCCACCCCCUAUUAUCCAGCUGCGUGUGAACCCAGAGUGCGAGGCAGGAAACAACUACCUUCAGAGCCCUUACUACUUUAUGUGCUGUUCUCUGUACAAUGCAACCGAGGAUCCUGAGGAAAUGACCCCAGUGGAACCCUCUAAUUCCCUGACUGGCACUUUGGUCUCCUCUCUACACCGUCUCAAAGACGUUACUAACCAAGAGGGCGAAUUCAAACUCAUGUUUGACCUAUUUGAGUUGAAGGGGCCCAAUAGAGACCACGUUGGUCAUAUCAAAUCACUGUGCUCGGAAUCAUUCACAGUGUUACCUCCUAAGAAUUUCCCGGGAAUGGCCGAAUCAACGAUCAUAUCAAAGUCGUUCGCUGACCAGGGAGUAAAGCUCCGAAUCCGCAAAGAGCCACGAACGUUACUGUAUGCCCUUGGAACCUUAGAUAGCUGUCAACCAAGAGACAAUAUGCUCAGAGCGAAGAAUACAGUGCCUCGCCUAUUCCCCAGGAUCGUUCUCCCAAGCGGCAGGCCUUACCCCAUACAGGCCACCCCCAUCAAAGUGUCCCGAUUUAUCCAAACACCCCCGUCCAUGCUGGCCAUGCCGGGCAUCCGGGUCACCCAGGCCAUCUAG